Molecule: messenger RNA, 984 nt
Organism: Caenorhabditis elegans
Lineage: Eukaryota; Metazoa; Nematoda; Chromadorea; Rhabditida; Rhabditidae
Gene: str-236
Product: Seven TM Receptor
Exons: 6
Coding region: 1-984 (327 amino acids)
Biological process (GO): detection of chemical stimulus involved in sensory perception of smell
Source: RefSeq, marked reviewed
AUGGAUAUACUCACAAAAAUCGUUCCUUUGACGCAAACUACAUGCGGAAUAUUGUCUUUCCUGAUACACGGGGUGCUUAUUGAGAUGGUUCUGUUCCGCUCACCUGUAGGAAUUGGGAUGUACAAGUAUUUGAUGGUUUAUAUUUCAGUGUUUGAGCUUAUCUUUGCGACGUUGGAUUUGAUAGUUCAACCUGAGUUUUUUAGCUACAGUUCGGUGUAUCUCGUGAUUGCUAGAACUGACCGAUGGAACUUACCAGUGGCGUUUACUAUGACGUCAAACGCGAUGUUUUGCAGUAUGUUUGGAAUGUCGAUGGCAAUGUUCACGUUGCAUUUUAUCUACAGAUAUUGCGUUAUUAUUGGGAGCAAUUUUGUCAAGAUGGACUCAAACUUCAAAUUCUGCGUCUGGUUCCUCACUCCAAUUUUGUACGGAUCGAUAUGGCCAGUUAUAAUUUUUACAACUCUGGUCCCUAGUCUCUCUACCGACAUGCUCCUAUUGAAACAUUACUUACAUGAUCGUAAUCUAACAUUGAAUCAAAUCACUUACAUCGGACCGAACUAUUAUAUAUUUGAUUCCAAGGGAAUAGAAGUUCUCAACGUGACAGUUUGUGCGGGGAUGUUUGUGAUUGUUAUGAUGGUGUUAAUCUCAAUUAUCACAAUUGUAAUAUUUGCCUACAAAUGCUACUUAGGAGUUGGAAAGCUUUUACGGGAGUCUAAUCAUUCUGAAGGUUACAAGAAACUUCAAUCGCAAUUGUUGAACAUGCUACUGGCUCAAGUGUGCAUACCGGCAGUGCUAAUGCACAUUCCCGCCUCACUUCAACUUAUCACUCCAUUUCUGCACUAUGGGAAUGAAGUUGGAAGUGCGUUGUUUUGUAUUGGUGUUGCCGUAUAUCCAGUACUUGAUCCUUUACCAACUCUGCUUAUGAUACAACACUAUCGGCAAGCAUUGGGCUCGAUCAUUGCGAAAUCAUUCAAAUUUCAGUUUUGA